This is a messenger RNA of Cooperia oncophora, 396 nucleotides long. Lineage: Eukaryota; Metazoa; Nematoda; Chromadorea; Rhabditida; Trichostrongylidae. The record is from the annotation of a GenBank genome assembly.
AUGAUCGAUAUUAUGAGCACCAUACCAAAGAAUUUUUUAGUCGUAGUUUUACAGGUGUUAAGUGCACUUCGAUUUGUAGUUUCAUCGUGUCGUCAAACAAAGGCUAUUGUGAAAGUUGAUGAUGAUAUUGGAUGGAAUAUUAAACAGAUCAAAGAUUUCGUUAUGGGUCCCCUCGAUCAUGAUAAGAUAUAUGGGCUACGGGAUGCCACCAAUAAACCAGAGCGAUCUCAGAAAUAUCCGCAAUGGAGACUUACAGAAGAAGAAUGGAGUAGAAGUGAAUUACCGGUGUUUUGUCGAGGAAUGGCUUACGUGGUUCCACGUCAAGUGGCAGAAAAAAUCCUAUCAGUGGUUCCCUCCCAGAAAUUCCUCAAGGUAUUUUUUUAUUUAUUUCCGUAG